AUGACCACAGCUGAGGCAGAAGCGCCGCCACUGAUUGAGUCUGCUGAACCGACGCUUUUCCUGAUCGUCGAGGACCAGUCGGAACCGCAGCUCAAGCUGGCGGAAGCUCUCCAUUGCGCCAUGUCCACCGCCAGCCUGCUCUCAGAUCUCAGCCAUGCCACACCCGGCACACUAGCAAUCUCGGACCCGGAGUCUGAGAGGGAUGGUGUGAUGGGGUUACACAGCGAUUCCGAUCAUCACCCAGAGAUCAUCAAGGGGAAGAUGUCGUACGGCACUUCGCGUUUCUGGUUCUUGAUACAGUACCUCGAGGACCCCACCACCUUCAACCUGAUCGUGGGUAGACAUCCUUCGGCGAACCUGUGGCCGCCGUGGUUCGGAUCGAGACCAGUGCCCCGAAAGAAUCUGGCAUACGAAGGAUUGAACGUCACUGUUGACGACAUCGUGACGGACCACUUGAAGGUGGCUCGAUUUGCCAUGGGCAAGAUCCGGGGCACUUUCGGCUGGUCGGACAUAUCAGUAAACUCUCGAGACGAGCCAAACUACAAGUAA
This is a messenger RNA of Anthostomella pinea, 549 nucleotides long. NCBI's taxonomy places the organism in Eukaryota, Fungi, Ascomycota, Sordariomycetes, Xylariales, Xylariaceae. The record is from the annotation of a GenBank genome assembly.